Messenger RNA from Danaus chrysippus (African queen), 6705 nucleotides. The record is from the annotation of a GenBank genome assembly. Lineage: Eukaryota; Metazoa; Arthropoda; Insecta; Lepidoptera; Nymphalidae.
AUGUCGGCGGUGUGUGUCGGUAAAACAGUCGCCCCGGUCCGGCCAUCUCUGCUGUUUGAUAGCGACUCAGCGGAUCUUAACGGUAAAUUAGUUAAUGACCUGUCGCUGUUUACUCUGCGGUCAGAUCAGACCGGUGACCACAUGUCGGUUCGUCAUGGUGAUUGUUACCAGAGUGAGUAUGCUAUAGUGGAAUUUAGUUGUAAGAUUACUAUUAAUUACUUCCAGGGUGAUUAUAUAUGGAUAGAGCCGGUUUCGGGGCGGGAGUUCGAUGUGGCUAUCGGGGCGAGGGUGCUGGCUGCGGAAGGUCGUAGGAUUAGAGUGAAGGACGACGACGGACAGGAGCAAUGGCUGCCACCAGAGAGACGGAUCAAGGCGAUGCACGCGACCUCCGUGCAGGGAGUCGAGGACAUGAUCUCCCUCGGCGACCUGCACGAAGCUGGCAUCCUAAGGAACCUCCUCAUACGAUACAACGAUAACCUCAUCUAUACGUAUACGGGUUCAAUUCUAGUGGCAGUGAAUCCCUACCAAAUAUUACCAAUAUAUACAGCGGACCAAAUUAAGUUAUACAAAGAAAGGAAGAUAGGGGAACUGCCGCCGCAUAUAUUUGCUAUAGGUGAUAAUGCUUACGCUCACAUGCGGAGGUACGGUCAGGAUCAAUGUAUAGUGAUUAGUGGAGAAUCUGGCGCAGGGAAGACUGAGUCGACGAAGUUAAUAUUACAAUACCUCGCCGCUAUCAGUGGGAAGCAUUCGUGGAUAGAGCAACAGAUCCUAGAAGCCAAUCCGAUCUUAGAAGCCUUUGGUAACGCUAAAACAGUAAGGAACGACAAUUCGUCACGUUUCGGAAAAUAUAUAGACAUUCAUUUCAAUAGCAACGGUGUGAUCGAGGGAGCGAAGAUAGAACAAUAUUUGUUAGAAAAAUCAAGAAUCGUUAAUCAGGGAGCUAACGAGAGGAACUAUCACGUGUUCUAUUGUUUACUGGCCGGUCUGUCCAAGGAGGAGAAAAAGAAAUUGGAAUUGACUGAACCUGCUGAAUACAGAUAUUUGUCUGGUGGAGGUAGUUUCACAUGCGAAGGCCGAGACGAUGCUGCCGAAUUCGCGGACAUACGAUCCGCCAUGAAGGUUUUAUUGUUCACAGAGUCAGAAAUAUUUGAAAUAUUAAAACUCCUUGCAGCUGUCCUACAUUGCGGGAAUAUAAAAUACGAGGCGACCGUAGUCGAUAAUUUGGAUGCGACAGAGAUAAUUGAACAGGUUAAUGUGAGAAGAGUUGCGAAUUUGUUAGGAGUGCCGACGCAGUCCUUAAUAGAUGCGCUAACAAGAAAGACGCUGUUUGCACACGGAGAGACUGUUGUAUCCACUUUGAGUAAAACUCAGUCCGUUGAUAUCAGAGAUGCAUUUGUUAAAGGCAUUUAUGGUCGUCUGUUCGUAACUAUUGUGAGGAAGAUUAACGCCGCUAUAUAUAAACCAAAGUCUACAAUGAGAACAGCUAUUGGGGUCCUCGACAUAUUUGGAUUUGAAAAUUUCGAUCAUAACAGUUUUGAGCAAUUCUGUAUUAACUUCGCCAAUGAGAAUUUACAGCAGUUUUUCGUUAGACAUAUAUUUAAAUUGGAGCAAGAGGAAUACAACCAUGAGGGCAUUAACUGGCAACAUAUAGAAUUCGUUGAUAAUCAAGAUGCUUUGGAUCUGAUUGCACUGAAACAGUUGAAUAUCAUGGCCUUGAUAGACGAAGAGUCCAAAUUCCCUAAAGGUACGGAUCAAACGAUGUUAGCGAAGCUCCAUAAAACACAUGGCUUGCAUAGAAAUUAUUUGAAACCUAAAUCCGAUAUAAACACCAGUUUCGGUUUAAAUCAUUUUGCGGGUAUUGUAUUCUAUGACACACGAGGUUUCCUAGAAAAGAACAGAGACACUUUCAGCGCAGAUCUUUUACAAUUAAUUCAUAUAUCCACGAAUAAGUUCCUACAACACAUUUUCCAAGAAGAUAUAAUUAUGGGCUCAGAGACGAGAAAACGUACACCAACAUUGUCGACGCAGUUUAAGAAGUCAUUAGAUUUAUUGAUGAGAACGCUAGGAACUUGCCAGCCGUUCUUCAUACGUUGCAUAAAACCUAAUGAAUUCAAAAAACCCAUGUUAUUCGAUCGAGGACUUUGUUGUAGACAGCUGAGAUACUCAGGCAUGAUGGAAACAAUAAGAAUUAGACGAGCAGGAUAUCCUAUUAGGCAUAGUUUCAAAGAAUUUGUAGAAAGAUACAGGUUUUUAAUACCGGGUGUACCGCCGGCGCAUAAAACGGAUUGUAGGGCCGCUACUUCCAAAAUAUGUGCAACAGUCCUAGGCAAAUCUGAUUACCAAUUGGGUCAUACUAAAGUGUUUCUAAAAGACGCCCACGACUUGUUCCUCGAGCAGGAGAGAGAUAGAGUGCUUACUAGAAAAAUACUUAUACUGCAACGAUCCAUUCGAGGUUGGGUUUAUAGGAGGAGAUUUUUGAAGAUGAGGGCCGCAGCUAUAUUAAUUCAACGACACUGGCGAGGAAAACUUCAAAGAAUUCGAUACAACAAAAUGAAAGCUGGCUACUCAAGACUACAGGCAUUGAUACGAGCGAGAGUAUUAGCUCAUAGGUUCCGACACUUGCGUGGACAUAUUGUUUCAUUACAAGCUGCAGCACGUGGAUAUUUGGUCCGUCGUUCCUAUGGUCAUAAGAUGUGGGCGAUAGUGAAGAUUCAGAGCCACGUGAGGCGUCUGAUCGCUAUGAGGAGGUACCGCAGACUGAGGCAGGAACAGGUCGCUCACAACGAGGCGCUGCGACUGAGAAGGCAGGAAGAACAACGACUGCAUCACCAGGGAAACACGCGCGCUAAGGAGAUAGCUGAACACAACUAUAGGGAGCGCAUGUAUGAGUUAGAACGACGUGAAGCGGAAUUGGCGCUAGAGGAGAAGAGGCAAUUAGAAGCAAAGAGAACUUUAUUACAAGAAGCAGCGAGGAAACAAGAUGAACCCGUGGAUGACAGCAAACUAGUAGAAGCGAUGUUCGACUUCCUACCAGACUCGAGCAGUGAAGCGCCCGCACCUAAAGACACGUCAGUUUUCAGUGAUCUUCCACAGCAAAGAGCCGAUCAACAAGAGAUGGUUACGCCAAUGCAAACAACAUCAGAAGACGAGGAAGAUCUAUCAGAAUUUAAAUUUCAAAAGUUCGCAGCUACCUAUUUUCAAGGGAACGUCACACAUCAGUAUUCAAGAAAACCUCUCAAACAUCCAUUACUGCCGCUCCAUACACAAGGCGACCAACUUGCCGCUCAAGCACUAUGGAUUACAAUAUUACGUUUCACUGGGGAUCUUCCGGAACCCAGAUAUCAUACAAUGGACAGAGACAAUACUUCUGUUAUGUCGAAAGUAACAGCGACGCUUGGUAGGAAUUUUAUUAGGUCUAAAGAAUUCCAAGAAGCGCAAAUGAUGGGUGUAGACCCUGAUGCUUAUCUUAAUAAACAAAAACCGAGAUCUAUUCGACAUAAGUUGGUAUCUUUAACAUUGAAACGAAAGAACAAACUUGGUGAAGACGUGAGACGAAAGUUGCAGGAUGAAGAGUAUACAGCUGACAGUUAUCAAUCGUGGUUAGAGUCACGGCCGACGUCGAAUUUGGAAAAACUUCACUUUAUAAUUGGACACGGAAUAUUAAGAGCCGAAUUGAGGGAUGAGAUAUACUGUCAAAUUUGUAAACAACUAACGAAUAAUCCGUCCAAAUCAUCCCACGCACGAGGAUGGAUCUUACUAUCUCUAUGUGUUGGAUGUUUCGCUCCCAGUGAAAAGUUUGUGAACUACCUGAGAGCCUUCAUACGAGAAGGUCCACCAGGUUACGCACCUUACUGCGAAGAUCGCCUCAAAAGGACCUUUAACAAUGGAACACGAAACCAACCGCCGUCAUGGCUUGAACUGCAAGCUACAAAAUCUAAAAAACCUAUAAUGUUACCUAUAACAUUCAUGGAUGGUAAUACUAAGACUUUAUUAGCUGAUUCAGCGACUACCGCCAGGGAGUUAUGUAAUCAGUUAUCAGAUAAAAUUGGUUUAAGAGAUCAGUUUGGCUUUUCGUUGUAUAUAGCGUUGUUUGAUAAAGUCAGUUCUCUCGGUAGUGGCGGGGAUCACGUUAUGGACGCGAUAUCGCAAUGUGAGCAAUAUGCCAAAGAACAAGGUGCUCAAGAACGGAAUGCGCCUUGGAGAUUAUUCUUUAGAAAGGAAAUAUUCGCGCCGUGGCACGACCCUACCGAAGAUCAGGUGGCCACUAAUCUGAUAUAUCAACAAGUAGUACGAGGAGUCAAGUUUGGUGAAUACAGAUGCGACAAAGAGGAGGACCUAGCAAUGAUAGCUGCUCAGCAAUAUUAUAUUGAGUACGGUCAGGAUAUGAACGCGGAACGUUUAUAUACAUUGUUACCGAACUAUAUACCAGAUUAUUGCUUAACGGGAGUUGAGAAAGCGGUCGACCGGUGGGGCGCUCUUGUAGUGCAAGCUUACAAGAAGAGUUAUUAUGUCAAAGAAAAAAUAGCGGCCUAUAAAGUGAAAGAGGAUGUAGUGAGUUACGCGAAGUUCAAAUGGCCUUUACUCUUUUCUCGAUUUUAUGAGGCAUACAGAAAUUCAGGACCAAAUUUGCCAAAGAACGAUGUUAUUAUAGCGGUCAAUUGGACCGGAGUUUAUGUUGUCGACGAUCAAGAACAAGUGUUGUUAGAGUUAUCGUUCCCAGAGAUUACAACUGUGUCAAGUCAAAAAACUAAUAAAGUUUUCACGCAAACCUUUAGUUUAUCCACUGUGCGUGGUGAAGAGUUUACGUUCCAAAGUCCUAACGCCGAGGACAUUCGUGAUUUGGUAGUGUAUUUCUUAGAAGGACUUAAAAAGAGAUCUAAGUUCGUUAUAGCGUUACAAGAUUAUAAGGCGCCGGGGGAGGGUUCAAGUUUCUUAACAUUCCUAAAAGGAGAUCUUAUAAUUUUAGAAGAAGAUAGUACUGGCGAAUCGGUACUCAAUAACGGAUGGUGCAUCGGUCGCUGCGAACGGAGUAUGGAGAGAGGUGACUUUCCUUCUGAAACUGUAUACGUUCUUCCAGCAUUAAGUAAACCACCUCCGGAUAUAUUGGCAUUGUUCUGUCAAGAAGGCGCUCAACAUGGCAGGCGUGCGCCUACCAGCACUUUCAAUGGAACAGAAACAAGAGACAAACCUCAUACCCUUGUUGAGUAUGCGAUGGAUCAUUUCAGAUUACCGCCAAAGCGUACCACGUCUAAAGCUCUCACACUUUCUACUGCUAAAAGAGGAGCAGAAGAAUUGUGGCGACAUUCUAGAGAACCAAUAAAACAGCCUCUAUUAAAGAAGUUGCAAGCCAAAGAGGAGCUAGCUGAAGAAGCUUGCUUUGCGUUCACGGCCUUACUAAAAUACAUGGGGGAUCUUCCUUCCAAACGUCCACGUUUAGGUAAUGAAUAUACUGAUCAUAUUUUCGAUGGCCCUCUCAAGCAUGAAAUUCUUAGAGAUGAAAUCUACUGUCAACUUAUGAAACAGUUAACAGACAAUAGAAACAGAAUGUCGGAAGAGAGAGGUUGGGAAUUAAUGUGGCUAGCUACAGGGUUGUUUGCGUGUAGUCAGGGCCUCCUUAGAGAAUUAACUUUAUUCCUUAGAACUAGACGAUAUCCAAUCGCACAGGAUUCACUCCAAAGACUCCAGAAGACGUUACGAAAUGGCCAAAGGAAGUAUCCUCCCCACCAAGUUGAAGUCGAGGCCAUUCAACAUAAAACGACUCAAAUAUUCCAUAAAGUAUAUUUCCCCGAUGAUACUGAUGAAGCGUUUGAAGUAGACUCCUCAACCAGAGCUAAAGACUUCUGUCAGAACAUCGCACAGAGACUGAAUCUCAGGUCCAGUGAAGGGUUCAGUUUGUUUGUUAAGAUAGCUGAUAAGGUCAUAUCAGUGCCGGAAGGCGACUUCUUCUUCGAUUUCGUUCGUCAUCUCACGGAUUGGAUCAAGAAGGCGCGCCCGACACGCGAUGGCAUCACACCUCAGUUUACGUACCAAGUGUUCUUCAUGAAGAAGUUAUGGACCAACACGGUGCCAGGCAAGGAUCGUGCUGCGGACGUGAUCUUUCACUUCCACCAGGAGUUGCCCAAGUUGCUUCGUGGUUACCACCGCUGUGGCCGGGAGGAGGCCGCUCGCCUCGCCGCACUCGCAUACCGCGCGCGCUUCGGAGACAACAAGCAGGAACUACAGGCUAUCCCUCAAAUGCUUCGAGAGCUCAUACCAGCUGAUCUUAUAAAGCUGCAGAGCUCAGCUGAUUGGAAGCGUGCCAUAGUGGCUUCAUACAACCAGGACGCCGGCAUGACCCCCGAGGACGCCAAGAUAACCUUCCUCAAGGUCAUCUACCGCUGGCCAACCUUCGGCUCCGCGUUCUUCGAGGUCAAGCAGACCACUGAACCAAACUACCCUGAACUCUUACUGAUCGCUAUCAACAAGCACGGCGUCAGUUUGAUACAUCCGCAGUCAAAGGAUAUUCUGGUCACUCAUCCCUUCACGAGGAUCUCCAACUGGUCGUCAGGGAACACGUACUUCCACAUGACUAUCGGCAACCUCGUACGAGGCUCCAAAUUACUCUGCGAAACGUCCCUCGGUUACAAAAUGGAUGACCUGCUAACGUCAUACAUUUCACUGAUGCUCACCAAUAUGAAUAAACAGAGAUCUAUGCGUGUUAAAUAA